Drosophila subobscura is the source of this 1174-nucleotide messenger RNA. Its product is annotated as short coiled-coil protein B. The record is from RefSeq and is a predicted model, not a curated record. The transcript is spliced from 3 exons. NCBI's taxonomy places the organism in Eukaryota, Metazoa, Arthropoda, Insecta, Diptera, Drosophilidae. The coding region runs from base 165 to 572 and encodes 135 amino acids. Gene Ontology annotation, cellular component: trans-Golgi network.
ACAGCUGCUCAUUUUGGCCAGUGUGGCAAAGAAGCGCGCAGACAAAGUGGUAGUUUUCGUUUUUCGUGACAAAACAAUUCAGCCAACGUUUGCAAAAUUUUAACCGAACAUUAAAUAAAAACAGCUGCAAAAUUGAGGAGAACGGCGUUACCCAGAACCUAACCAUGUCACUGCUUAACAACGAUGACAGCAUACUGGCCAUAGACGAAGAUCCGCAGGUUGUCAUCCAGGAGGAUGAGCCCUCGACGGCCCCACACAUGCCCAGUGGCCAGUCCAUGGAUUCGUUGCGCUCGUCGUUCACUAACCGAAGCUCAACGCCAGAUUCUUCCCAGCAUUCGCUGGACACGCUGGAGAUGGCGCAGGAUGAUCGCGAGGAGAAGGCACGCCUGAUCACCCAGGUGCUGGAGCUGCAGAACACCCUGGACGAUCUGUCCCAGCGUGUGGACUCUGUGAAGGAGGAGAAUCUCAAAUUGCGCUCCGAGAACCAGGUUCUGGGCCAGUACAUCGAGAAUCUGAUGUCCGCCUCGUCGGUGUUCCAAUCGACCAGCCCCAGUGCGGCGAAAAAGAAGUAGAAAAUAGUUUCUACCCAAAUACCGGAAGGAAGCCUGUACCUCUCAAAUAUGCCUUGUCGUUCAUUCUAUUGCGAAAACAUACUCGUGUAAACCUAUAUUUUAUAAUUGUAACCUAGCCUAGUCUAAUGCUGCAAUGUUUUUUGAGUUGCUAACUUUUCGAAUUUGUGCACAACACCAUUGUCUUUGUUUAGCGUUUAAGCUUUAUCUUAGCUGGCUAUGUAUAUUAUACAUACAACGUAUUUAUUUUAUAUAGUUAAUAAAUAAAUCAAUAUAUCAAUAUCAACCCUGCGCGGCCAACAGCUGUUCGUGCCUCAAACAACAAAUAUACAGCAGCACGAGAGCAGAGCAGAGGAGAAGCUAUUUUCGUAUUACAAAACGUAGAAAGCGUGUACAAGUUGUAAACCCUGUGCUCGAAUGAUCAAAAAAACCUGUCAAAUGGCAAGAUAAGACACUCGUAAAAACCCCCAGUGCGACAGUGCGUCUACGGCUGUUUUGAAAAAAAGUGAUUGCGAAAUACGCUGCGUGGGAAAGAAAGGAAAGGUGUAAUAGCAGUGCAGUGGAGGGAGUCGUCGUGUAAUAUUAGGAGACGUCAUCUCAUAUCG